Molecule: messenger RNA, 1912 nt
Organism: Paramormyrops kingsleyae
Lineage: Eukaryota; Metazoa; Chordata; Actinopteri; Osteoglossiformes; Mormyridae
Product: OTU domain-containing protein 5-A-like
Biological process (GO): protein deubiquitination
Molecular function (GO): cysteine-type deubiquitinase activity; K63-linked deubiquitinase activity
Source: RefSeq, a predicted model, not a curated record
GUACCCAAACCGUAAAUCGUGUUGAUGUUUCGGAAGGGACUGUUUCGUUUGUUUCCGUGCAACGGCAUACCGACAGAGAAGGACCAAAUUGAAUAAGUUACUUAUUAAAACUUAUUUAAACAAUACGUAUACCUCAAUCUAAUUAGGUGUGAAAGUGGAACUGUGUACCGUUUGCCUGUAAUUAGAGGCCUAAACUGUUAACUAUGACAAUUCUGCCGAAGAAGCCGAGCUCUUCGGUCGGCACGUCGGAUCACCCCGAUGAGGCGGACCGUCGAACGUGUUCUGACUCCCAUCAGCGGGGAGGCCGGGCAGGGGUUAGGACCAGAACAUCUCCGCCGUCCUGGUCCUACCAAACCGUGCCUCCCUCUAACCCCCGACCCCAGCAGGCCUCUCCCCAGCCGGUUGGAGCAGGGUCGCCAACGAGGGCUGGUGACUCUAGUGGCAGCAGCGGGGUGGCAGGUGUCGUUGGGGGACUGUCCGGCAGCGGAGGGCCUGGAGGUUGCUGCUCCGGACCCGGGCUCAGCAAAAGACGGAGACAGGCUGUCUGUCCGACCGGCAUUUCCACCGUUGGAGUGGCUGGACCUACUGUGGGUAGUGGAGGUCCUGACACGGAGGAGGGGGCAGGCAACAACAGCGAGGACGAGUACGAAAACGCCUCCAGGCUACAAAGUAUUGACCCCACAGCAGCCGAACAGCAGGAGCGAUGGUUUGAGAAAACACUGCGUGAAAAGAAAGGGUUUAUCAUCAAGAAGAUGAAAGAGGACGGAGCCUGUCUGUUCCGAGCCGUCGCUGAUCAAGUGUACGGGGACCAAGAUGUGCACGAUCUGGUCAGGAAACACUGUAUGGACUACCUGGUGAAAAAUGCAGACUAUUUCUCGCGCUUUGUGACAGAAGACUUCACUACCUACAUCAACCGGAAACGGAAAAGCGACUGUCAUGGCAACCAUGUUGAGAUGCAGGCAAUGGCAGAAAUGUACAACCGACCAGUAGAAGUUUACCAGUAUGGGACAGAGCCAAUCAACACAUUCCAUAGCUUUCAUCAGAACAAUGAUGAGCCAAUCAGAGUUAGCUACCACCGUGCUAGUCACUACAACUCAGUGGUGAACCCUGCCAAGGCCACCAUAGGUGUGGGCCUUGGGCUGCCGGCCUUCAAGCCUGGAUACGCAGAUCAGUCCUUGAUGAAGAGCGCCAUCCGGUGCUCUGAGGACUCCUGGAUAGAGCAACAGAUGCUGGAGGACAAAAAGAGGGCUACGGACUGGGAGGCCACCAAUGAGGCCAUAGAGGAGCAGGUGGCACGGGAGUCCUAUCUGCAGUGGCUUCGGGACCAGGAGAGACGCUCGCGGCAGCCCCAGAAAGCCAGCGCCACCUGCAGCUCGGCAACGGCAGCCGCAUGCGGCGGAGCCGAAGAGCGGAGUGGGAGGUGCCUCCACCGGCACAGCUCAGACCUCUCGCCUGAGAGCCCGAGCUCCGUCCGUCCUCAUACAUCUGCAGAGCUGCCCCCCCAGGCAGGGCCGGGCCUUGUUCUUUCUAAUCCUUCCUCUCCCUGUGCGCCAGGUCCUAGCAACCAGUCCUCUGAGGGACCAGACAGAUCCAAGUCCCCUUCCCUAGUGACUCUGUACCCCACGUUGGGGUAUCAAGCACUCAUGAAGGAAAUGUCACCCACGGUCUUUGGCCUAACCGACUGGGAGGACGAUGCGAUCCUGGCCUCCGUGCUGGCUGCGUCCCAGCAGGAGUACCUGGACAGCAUGAAGAAGGGUGGGGCGCACAGCGGGGCCUCCCCAGACCUUAGCUGAUGUUCUUUCCUCUCCUCUCCUCCGUCCCACCACAACAUGCCUGUAUGACUUUGUAAUGCUCUGUAAAGUAGAAAACAUUGUUUGGAUGCAUGUUCAAAUAAAAACAUCAUCAUACUGAA